AAUGUUUUUAAUAGUGUACAUAGUCUUUGACUAUCUUCUAUCUCUUUGGUGAAUGGUUGUGUGCAUUUCGGGUUGUCAGUAAAUAAUAUGACGUGCAAGCGGAGGAACAGUGGUCGCUCGAAGCACGGCCGCGGUCAUGUCAACCCGGUCAGGUGCACCAACUGCGCACGCUGCGUGCCUAAGGACAAGGCCAUCAAGAAGUUUGUGAUUCGCAACAUCGUGGAGGCCGCAGCCGUGCGGGACAUCACGGAAGCCAGCGUCUACGUCUCGUUCCAGCUGCCCAAGCUGUAUGCCAAGCUCCACUACUGUGUUUCGUGCGCAAUCCAUUCCAAGGUUGUGCGUAACCGAUCCAAGGCUGAUCGUCGCAUCAGGACUCCGCCCGCGAGGAAUUUCCCACGUGACAUGAUGCGGCAAGGUGGUCAGCCCAUAAGGAAGUAAACUCCUUAUCCAUUGAUACGUGGAUGUUAAAAGUUGUCAUGUUUUAUUAUUGGCAAUAAAAUAUCAUUUAAAUCGCC
Bacillus rossius redtenbacheri is the source of this 515-nucleotide messenger RNA. RefSeq names its product small ribosomal subunit protein eS26 (gene RpS26). Bases 88 to 438 code for a protein of 116 amino acids. The transcript has 4 exons. The record is from RefSeq and is a predicted model, not a curated record. NCBI's taxonomy places the organism in Eukaryota, Metazoa, Arthropoda, Insecta, Phasmatodea, Bacillidae. Gene Ontology annotation, molecular function: structural constituent of ribosome; mRNA binding. Gene Ontology annotation, cellular component: cytosolic small ribosomal subunit; ribosome. Gene Ontology annotation, biological process: translation.